AUAUAUACUACGCGCUCACGCGCACACACGCGCACCCACGCGCACACCCCCCGCCGCUGUGUCUGAGCAGCAAGCAGCCGUCACAAUGCGCUCCGUAUUCUAUUCGCUCCUGUCGCUGGCGACAGUUGCCUCCACACUUGCAGUACCAGACAAUGCUCCCGCCGCGGCAGCGAGGAGAGCCGAGGCCGACGACGACUGGGAGGACAAGGUGCCAGACACCAUCUUCAAUGGCCAGACAGUGCCACCCAUGCCGGUGCUCGACCUCAAGAGCCUGGACAAGGAGAUCGGCAAGGGGAACUGGCUCGUAGAGUUCUUUUCGCCCUCGUGUCCACACUGCAGACACUUUGCGCCCACAUACCAGACCGCCUACGAGUUCUACUACACAUCCAAGCCCAUCGACGCAAAAGGCGCACCCGAGGGCGACUCGCUCAACUCGUUCAAGCGCUUCUACGACUUCCACUUCGCCAAGGUCGACUGCAUAGCCGCCGCUGACCUUUGUGCUGCCCACAACGUAAUGAGCUACCCGUCGAUGCUCUACUUCCGCGACGGAAAGGAGACACAGAGACAACAAGGAUCGAAAGACAUGAAGGAGCUGAGCCAAUGGGUCGAAGAGCUGCUCGAGACAAUACGCCCUGGAUCGCGCAAAGAGGGUGGACCAAAGCUCCCAAAGGCUGGCGACAAGUCUAUCGAGCUAGGGCCUGAGACAGAGGAGGUGGCCAAAGAGAAGGAGAAGGAAGAGGCCAGGCACAAGGAAGCUGCCAGCUCCAAGCUCGAGAGCCUCAGGACCGAGCCUACCAAGGCAGCCAAGUCUACGCCGACACCCGCAGAGGCCAGGCCUGUGAAGGCUGUGUCGACCUUCAACCCAUCCGGCGUCUCGGAGCCGCUCACUGCAGAGAAGUUUCAGACCGUCAUCACGAACACCCUUGACCCCUGGUUCGUCAAGUUUUAUGCGCCUUGGUGCCACCACUGCCAGGCUCUCAAGCCAAACUGGGACAACAUGGCGCGCCAGAUGAAGGGCAAGCUCAGUAUUGGAGAAGUCAACUGCGACGUUGAGAAGAGGCUCUGCAAGGACGCAAAGGUCAGGGGUUACCCUACAAUGCUCUUCUUCCGUGGCGGCGAACGCAUCGAGUAUGAAGGUCUCCGCGGCCUGGGUGAUCUCCUCGACUACGCCAACAAAGCAACCUCAGUCGGCGCUGGAGUCGAAGACGUAGACGCUGCGAGCUUCAAGGCGCUUGAGGAGAAGGAGGAAGUCAUCUUCGUCUACUUCUACGACCACGCCACAACAUCCGAGGACUUCGCAGCGCUCGAGCGCCUGACCCUCAGCCUGGUUGGCAAGGCCAAAAUCGUCAAGACGAACGACAAGGCCAUGUGCGAACGCUUCAAGAUCUCCACCUGGCCGCGCCUAAUGGUCUCCCGCGACGGAAAGCCCACCUACUACCCUCCCAUCACCCCCAAAGAAAUGCGCGACACCCGCCAAGUCCUCACCUGGAUGAAAUCCGUCUGGCUCCCGCUCGUUCCCGAACUCACCUCCUCCAACGCCAAAGACAUCAUGGACGGCAAAAUCGUCGUCCUCGGCAUCCUCAGCCGCGACCGCUCCGACGAAUUCAUCCUAUCCAAGCGCGAAAUGAAGAGCGCGGCAAUCGAGUGGAUCGACAAGCAAGACGCCCUCUUCCAGCUCGAGCGCCAGGAAUUGCGCGACGCGAAACAGCUCCGCAUCGAAGAAGCCGAAGACAAGGAAGACGAGCGCGCGCUGAGGAAUGCGAAGGGGAUUCGCAUCAACAUGGACGAAAUUGAGCGGCCGCGUGUUGGCUUCGCGUGGGUGGAUGGCGUGUUCUGGGAGCGCUGGGUUAAGACAACUUUCGGCAUCGACGUCAAAGAAGGCGAGAGAGUCGUUAUCAACGACGAAGAUAACCGCCGCUACUGGGACACCACCAUCUCCGGCGAACCCAUCCGGCCCAGCCGCACCAGCAUCCUCGAAACCAUCAACAAAGUAACCCAAAACCCGCCCAAAAUCGCCGCCAAAUCCACAACUGGCCGCAUUUCGGGCUUCUUCCUCAGCUUGAACAGUUUUGCCUGGCACCAUCCCAUCCUUGCCGUAUUCGGUACGAUUGGUCUGAUACUCGCAGCAUUACUUGGAGGCAAGAAGAUGAGGAGGAGGAGAGGGAACGCGGCGUACUUCCAGCUUGGUGAGAAGGACGGGCUGUUAGGCGGUAUUGGCAGCGGCAACGGAGCGGCGAAGCACGACUAGAUGGAUGUGGUUUUGCUUUUGGCGUUGGAGGAAGGGCAACUGUACCAUACGCUUUACAUGAGAUGCGUGGAAGCAUUUUGCGCGGCGUACAGGUUGAGUUUUUGAUACCUCGGUGGUCAUAUAGGGGCCUGCAAAUGAAAGAAUCACGG
Messenger RNA from Macroventuria anomochaeta, 2397 nucleotides. RefSeq names its product thioredoxin-domain-containing protein. The transcript has 3 exons. Gene Ontology annotation, molecular function: protein disulfide isomerase activity. Bases 86 to 2248 code for a protein of 720 amino acids. Gene Ontology annotation, cellular component: endoplasmic reticulum. Lineage: Eukaryota; Fungi; Ascomycota; Dothideomycetes; Pleosporales; Didymellaceae. The record is from RefSeq and is a predicted model, not a curated record.